AUGAGUGUAAUUAAUUUUCUGACGUCGAAUCAAGUACUAUGCCAAUCGUCAUCUGUUCUAUUGCAUCGUCAAGCUGUAUUCAAGGAAUUCCUCGAUAGAAAUUCUGAAUUUUAUCGGAGUCAUGUAAUAAUCAAUCUGCUAUUGUCGAAUAUUUAUCUGGUCAUUCGCCUUCGACAAUCCGACGACGCGCUGCUGGUAUCGACAUGUGACAGUAACAUCACGACCGAUUCCAAUUCGCCAUCAUCCGAUCAGACGAUAGACGAGUUGACUUUCAAGACUAGUCCGUUGCCUAACUUGGAAAGGCAACGUACUAAUCAAGCUCUCUCACUCUUACAUUCAGAGAAGCAGCAAGUUAGCGCCGACGUCGGUUCAGAUACACCGACGGACGGUACGUUCGAGAGUUUGAGUAAUGAGGGCGAAAAAAUCUUAUGGAUGGCUGAAGAGCGAGUCACCAAAACAGCUGAGGAAAUACAAGCUGUUCUCAGUACACUCAGCGACCGAUACGUGAUCAUCGCGAUCAUCAUCGGAGUGACCCUGUUGGGAAUCGCAGCACUUUUGCUGUACUUAAAAUUCACUGGAUGCCUCGGUUCAAGUAGCAACGUCCGAAUCCAAUUCCCAUCCACCUUCGACAACGAACGCGUGACUGCCAGGGGCAUCGAACUCAAGGAAAUGGUACGACGCCCGGAACCAACAAAUGCAACUCCGACGGUACAACGCCCGAGACUAAGAAAUGCGACACCUGGGAUCCUACUCCAAAGGCCAGCAUCAAUAUUUUCACCUUUGAUAAGUCCACUAUAA
Molecule: messenger RNA, 798 nt
Organism: Anisakis simplex (herring worm)
Lineage: Eukaryota; Metazoa; Nematoda; Chromadorea; Rhabditida; Anisakidae
Source: the annotation of a GenBank genome assembly